Molecule: messenger RNA, 1052 nt
Organism: Mercenaria mercenaria
Lineage: Eukaryota; Metazoa; Mollusca; Bivalvia; Venerida; Veneridae
Exons: 4
Coding region: 28-906 (292 amino acids)
Biological process (GO): mitophagy by internal vacuole formation; mitochondrial protein catabolic process
Cellular component (GO): mitochondrial outer membrane
Source: RefSeq, a predicted model, not a curated record
GCCUAAUAAUAUUUCAGGUUAAGUGAGAUGGCAGGUAGGCGACUUACUGACAAUAACCCAAACAUAGCAGAUCUGAGUGAUUUAAAUAGACCAACAAAACUGGCAGAAAAGUACGCCGAGUUGUAUGACAAUGAUUGGACAGAUGCAUAUUCAUAUCUGGAAACUUUAGAUGCGUAUAAAGGUUCAGAAGUGACAGUGAUAGCCGCAUUAAUGACAAUGCUUACAACAGCAUACAAAAUGUCGUUGGAAACUUCAGAAAGCCAGUUAGAGACAUUGCAUCAUAUUCUCAGCGAUUUUCAAGGGUCUAUACAACAUCAAGAUCAACAAGUAAAAGGUGUCAUAAAGCAAUUGAAAGAUCAGAGAAAACGGGCCGUCCAGCCUAGCAAAGUUUUAACAGAGAAAUACCGAAAGGAAAUUGAAAAGGCGUUUCCCAAACUUGAUUCAUCAAUUUUUGAAUCUGAUGCGUUGAAGCCCUACCUUCAAAAAUGUUUAGAAUUGUGUUGGUUGAUGGCAAUCCAAGACCCUCCGGUUCAUUUGAAAUGUGAUGGUUGCAAAAAAGGUGAACUAUUUGAUAAAAAUAUGUAUAAAGAGUAUACACAAGCUGGUCCGUUAAUAAAAUAUACUGUCUGGCCUGCUGUGUUCUUGGAGAAGGACGGUGCUCUCCUUUGUAAAGGUGUUGUGCAAUGUGACAAGCGGCUGACCAGUUCCCUUCGUGUAGCGCAAGUGAAAACUUCCAUUCCAGUGUCAAGGAAAUCAUCUUCCUUACGUGCAACUGGAACCCAGCCGCUAACAACAUUUCCUGCAAAAGACGACAUUAGUGAUAAAAUCGACGGGGGAACGACCAUGGAAACGAAGAGAGAUCAUUCAGAAAGACGAAACUCAAAAACAGUAGUUGUAAAAUUAUGAAUCUUGCAAUAUUCUUCUGAAGUAUAUUCCGUAUCCUGACACUAUCUAAAUAUAUACAUGAUGUAAUCAGAGAUGAUGUAAUUCGGCAAAUUAGACGCUCACGGGGACGCAUGAGCCAUACACGCAAUAAAGUUUUAUGAUAUAUA